AUGGAUGAGGCAGAAUGUGUUGUGCCUGAAUUUUUUGCCAAUGAGCGAUUUGCUUAUUAUAUUAUCGCCAACCAUCUAUUUGGACUUAUCACUGCUAUUGCACGUACAGAAAAUUUCAAAAUCCCUCGUCAGGAAUACAAUGAUUAUUGCCAAUGGGCUGCUCAUCAAUUACCCAAUGUGGUUUUUGAUAGUCAUGUAAAAAGUGUCGAAAAAUCCAGCUGUGGCGUGGGCUAUGUGGUUACUGUCAUACAAAAUGGCAUCAGUCACCGCUACCAUGCUCGUCAUGUGGUCAUUGGGACAGGUACACAGCCGACCUUGCCGAAAGUAUUACAGGCUGUCGCUAAUGACAUGCCUAAUCGUUGUAUGCACUCUGCUAACUUUGCCCGUCAGUUUGAUUUGUCCGCACUAAAAAAGCACAUCGAUAUUCCACAUAUUUUGGUUAUCGGGUCAGGGCAGUCCUCAGCUGAAGUGUAUCGUCAUCUGUUGCAACAGCAGUACACCGAUAGCAAGCUUAAUUAUGAGCUAGACUGG
Molecule: messenger RNA, 531 nt
Organism: Cajanus cajan (pigeon pea)
Lineage: Eukaryota; Viridiplantae; Streptophyta; Magnoliopsida; Fabales; Fabaceae
Source: RefSeq, a predicted model, not a curated record